AUGGCCCCUUCAGUGUCGAGGUCCGCUAUGCUAGUCGGCGCGGCCGCAGCCGCAGCCUGGGUCACAGGCAUUGCCUUCACCGCCCCGGGACAGGUCUCCGCACCGGCCACAGGCGUCAGGGUGGGCAAUGUGCGCGGAGCUCGCGUCCAGGCGUCUGGCGAAGCGGGCAGCACCAGUGGCACCGCCCUUGCCCUAGGUGGCAUGUGCGCUGCCGUGGCUUUGGCGCGCGGAGCCAAGUCCAUCAGGAAAGCACUUAGCCAGGAUGAGCUCAAGAAGAUGGUUGGAUACAAGGCUGUGGACGACUAUGUGCAGAGUGGCACAGUGAUAGGUCUUGGCACUGGCUCCACUGCCGCUUUCGCGGUCGAGCGUGUGGGGGAGAAGCUGAAGUCUGGAGAGUUGAAGGACAUCAUUGCCAUCCCAACUUCCAUCCGUACGCAGGAACAGGCUGAAAGCCUUGGCAUUCCCCUGGCCACCUUGGACACUCACAGCGACUUGGACGUGGCCAUUGAUGGUGCCGACGAGGUGGACCCCGCCCUGAACCUGGUGAAGGGAGGUGGCGGGGCCCUCUUCCGAGAGAAGAUCGUGGAGAUGUGCGCCAAGAAGUUCAUCGUCAUUGUCGAUGAGUCCAAGCUCUGCGAUGGCCUUGGUCCUGGCUUCCCGGUGCCUGUGGAGAUUGUGCCCUUCUGCCACGAGCACACCAUGCGCAAGAUUGCUUCGCUGCCUGCGCUCAAGGGCUGCGACCCGGUGCUGCGGCUGGGCAACGUGGCCAACAACCAGCCGGAUGGCGAUGAGCCAGCGGUGACGGACAACGGCAACUACAUCGUCGACCUGAAGUUCACCAGCCCCAUCAAGGAUCCCGUGGCUGCCGGUGAGCAGCUGAAGGCCACCGUCGGCGUCGUUGACCAUGGGCUCUUCACCGGUAUGACCACGGCCUGCAUCGUGGCGGGCAAGGAAGGCAUCAUC
Messenger RNA from Symbiodinium pilosum, 963 nucleotides. Lineage: Eukaryota; Dinophyceae; Suessiales; Symbiodiniaceae. The record is from the annotation of a GenBank genome assembly.